Molecule: messenger RNA, 1758 nt
Organism: Serinus canaria (Common canary)
Lineage: Eukaryota; Metazoa; Chordata; Aves; Passeriformes; Fringillidae
Gene: PRAP1
Product: proline rich acidic protein 1
Exons: 4
Coding region: 1166-1639 (157 amino acids)
Source: RefSeq, a predicted model, not a curated record
UCCCUUCCUUUGUAAUCUCAUCCUCCUGGAAAAAAGUGGAAACACAGCCACUGGUCUUGGGCUCCUGGUGAAUCCUGACACUCAAAAAUUGUGCAUAAGGGGGAAAAAAAGAGAAAUUGUCCAGAAGAAAAAUGUUUAUCCAAGAAGCUUAGGAUCUAUAAUUGCAAUUUUUUUCCCUUCCCCCUCUCUGUAAGAAAUAGAAGACCAAAGGGGCUUUGAAAAAUCCUUGCAAAUGGGAGCAGGGAAUGAUGUUUACCGAGAUGUAGGAGAUUUCCCAGUGAGUUUUAAAAAGCUUUGCUCUGUUUAAAACUCACCCAGCUUGUCCAGCCCUAAUCCCUGCUCCAUGGGCUCUGGUGAGUGCUGUCUCCAGCAGGCCAACCCUGCAGCCACACAACUGCUCAGGGACAUCUCUCAGCAGGGACCAAAGAUCACUUCCAACACUAAAGCCCUGAUUGAGGCUUUUUCCCCACACUGGGAUAUCUGGGAAUGGGAAGCAGACCUUGGCAUGUGAUAGUCCAAAGGCCAGGCAGCAGCCCAGCCUGCUGUUCCUCACUGUGGUCAGGUCCAGCAGUUCUGACCUGGGAAUUCCUUUUCCCCAGGGUCUCCGAGAGCCUGUCCUUGCUGUUGGGAAACAAACUGAAGUCACUGAUUGUCUCUCCUCUAGGCCACCAGCUUUUUCCACAGUCCACGGCCAACAAAGUAUUUCCCAGCUGGCCAGUGGCUGUCAAAAAUCCUUAUUUCAAGCCAAAACUUUAAUUUCCCAUCUCUCCAGAGAUCAUGCACUGGGCAGGAGGACAUAGACCUGCCUGGAGAGCCCAGGGUGCCAUCUCCCUGAGCAGCAGCACCUGGAUCCACACAGGGCCGGGAGGGACGCGGGAUGGGCAGCGGGACCGGGAUCCACCCGGGGCCGGGAGGGACACGGGAUGGGCGGCGGGACCUGGAUGCACUCAGGACCGGGAGGGACACGGGAUGGGCGGCGGAACCUGGAUCCACUCAGGGCCGGGAGGGACGCAGGAUGGGCGGCAGCAGGAUCUGGAGCCACCCGGGGCCGGGAGGGACACGAGAUGGGCGGCACCAGCACCGGGAUCCACCCAGUGCCCGCAGGCUGCCACGGGGCGGGCAAAGUGCGAGGCAGGUGUGACAAAAGGCAGCCACGGACAGGACCAUGGGGCUCUGCAGUGUGACCAUCCUGCUGGGCAUGGCUCUCCUCCUGCUGGCACCCGGCAGCACCCAGGCUCUGAGCAGCUCCCGGUGGAAGGACCUGGCCAUGGAGCAGGAUUUGGCUGAGGAAAGCAUCCUGGGUGUAGGAGCACCAGAGGAGGGUGAACCAGGUAUAAAGGUCUUCUCCAGCAGUGCCUGGGCUCAGAGGGGCCCACCCCAAGUCCAGGCAAGGCCAGAAGAGGAUCGUGACCACCUGUACCAUGCCCAAGAUGAUGCCAGGGAGGCCAGUGCCCGUGUGCCAUUCUGGAUGCCGGCCCCAAAGGUGCAGAAUGGCCCAGAGGAGGACCGUGACCACCUGUACCACCCCCAGGAUAAUGCCAGGGAGGUCAAUGCCCGUGCACGUGUGCCAUUCUCGAUGGUGGCCCCAAAGGUGCAGAACGGCCCAGAGGAGGAUCUUGACUACAUCCACCACGACUGAGUGGAGAUGUGCCCAGGCUGUGAAAUGAGGGGUGGGAGCUGCCCCUGGGUUUUCCUGGAGAAAUUUGUCCCUUCCUACCGAGCCUUGAGCCUUACCAAUAAACCCAUCCCCUCUCCACA